CCCACCAUAGAAAAAUAAAUUAAUCCCUUAUAAUAAUAAUCCAUAUACAGUAUUAAACACACAGACACACUCUCGCCAUCCAACCUCUGCUCUCACUUCUCACUUCUCUCUUCUCCUCUUUCUCUGUCUCUCUUCAUCUUCCUGCUUGCAAGCAACCAAUAAAUGGCUUCUCAGCAGAGAAUUUUGCUGCUUUUUUUGGUGCUCAUAGCUUCGUCUUCAAGAGCUAUCACCUCAACGUGGACACAAGAUGAGAUAAUAUCUCCAUCCAAGUUGGAGAUGUUCGUGGAUGAGCUUCCAAAUCUGACUCGAAUCCAAGGUUUCAAUCUUAUCAAUGGCACCCCCAAACCAAAGCUUCUCAAUAUUGGCAUGUUCAAGAAGAAAUGUAAAUUCCACAGGGAUCUUCCUCCAACCCCAGUGUUCGCAUUCGGUACAUCAAAGUUCACAGCAAGUAUCCCUGGUCCAACAAUCGAAGCCCUCCAUGACAUUGACACCUACGUGACGUGGCACAAUCACCUCCCUUCAAAACACAUUCUUCCAUGGGACCCGACUAUCCCCACUGCCAUUCCCUCCACCAAGAAGGGCAUCCCUACUGUGGUGCACGUCCAUGGCGCUAUUGGUGAACCCGCAAGUGAUGGCAAUGCAAACUCCUGUUUCACCGCUAGAUUUGAAGAAAAGGGUCCCACCUGGUCAAAAAGGACUUAUCAUUAUCUCAACAUGCAACAUCCAGGGAAUUUAUGGUAUCAUGAUCAUGCCUUGGGGCUGACACGUGUUAACUUAUUGGCUGGCUUGAUUGGCGCCUACAUCAUCCGUGAUGAUGAGGUGGAGGCCCCACUUAGACUCCCUAGUGGAGGUGAAUUUGAUAUACCGUUGAUUGUUUUUUAUCGUAGCUUUCGUAAGGACGGUACAAUAUACAUGAAUUCCACAGGAAAUAAUCCUUCCAUACAUCCACAGUGGCAACCUGAAUAUUUUGGCGAUGUAAUUGUAGUAAACGGGAAGGCUUGGCCACGUCUGACAGUACGACGUCGUAAAUACAGAUUCCGCAUAAUCAAUGCCAGCAAUGCUAGAUUCAUUAGAUUCUUCUUCACCAAUGGUCUGCAAUUUAUCCACGUGGCAUCUGAUUCAGUAUAUCUCGGAGAACCUGUUGUGACCAAUGAGACCCUGUUGGGCCCAUCUGAGAUUGCUGAUGUGGUCGUUGACUUUUCAGAGUCAAAGUCCGAUACUGCCAUCCUUGCAAAUGAUGCACCGUAUCCAUACCCGUCGGGUGACCCAGUUAAUGAUAUUAAUGGUAAGGUGAUGAAGUUUAUCAUAGAGAAAAAAUCAGAGAUUGACACGUGAUGCGUAGCCAAGACCUUGAUAAAAUACCCAUCACCUGAUUUAUCUAGUGCAUCGCAAACACGGUACAUUGCUAUGUAUGAGUACACAAGUGACAUUGAUGGGCCUACUCAUCUUUACAUCAAUGGAAAAUCAUUUGAACAACCGGCAACUGAGACACCUAAAGCGGGGACUAACGAGGUGUGGAAUGUGAUUAAUCUAACGGAGGAUAAUCAUCCGCUGCACAUUCAUCUGGCAUUGUUUGUGGUGUUGGAUCAGACAAAGCUGGUUAACUUGGAGGAGUUCAAGACGUGCAUGACAAAAUUGAACAAUGCGAUCAUGUGCCACAUAAGUAAGUAUGCAAGUGGCAAGAAGAUAGAGGUGCCGGCACACGAGAAGGGCUGGAAGAACGUGUACAAGAUCGCACCCGGAAACGUGACGAAGAUACUAGUGAGAUUUUCUUACAUACAUUCGAAUGCAUCGUAUCCAUUCAAUGCAACUGCAGAGCCAGGCUAUCUGUAUCAUUGCCACGUAAGCACUCUUUCAUCUUGGUACUUUAGUCACGGGUUGCCCAAAUGAUUUUCCCACAUCUUUUUUCUUCCCCGACUAGAAUUUAUUUUUAGAAAAUUGGAUUUAUAUUUAUAAUUUUCUAUUUUUUUGUAUAAAUUGAUUUUUUCUGAUUUUAUAUUAACCGUUGAGAUGUGCAGAUAUUGGAUCAUGAAGACAAUGCGAUGAUUAGGCCCCUCAAGUUCAUCAAAUAAUUAGCGUGAUGUUGUAAUUUGAUGAAAGAGUGAUAUGUUUUU
Messenger RNA from Pistacia vera, 2114 nucleotides. Its product is annotated as multicopper oxidase LPR1-like. NCBI's taxonomy places the organism in Eukaryota, Viridiplantae, Streptophyta, Magnoliopsida, Sapindales, Anacardiaceae. Gene Ontology annotation, molecular function: copper ion binding; oxidoreductase activity. The record is from RefSeq and is a predicted model, not a curated record.